AUGGCACGACUUGAACACCUACCAACCGAGCUCUUCCAACGCAUAGUCUGCGCCGUUCUAGACGAUGUCUGGAACAUCACUCACAUGAACGAGUUUAUCGCGUUGAGACGUGUCUGCCGCAAAUUCAACGCCUGCAUCCAACAGGAAAUAUCUCGCUUUCCCAUCAAUACCUUCGGCUGUUUACACUUCCCAGCAGCUACGAAGCUGAAUCUCCUCCACCUUGUCCGUACCGAGGACACCGCCGACGGCAAACUGAUGGUUCUUGCCAUUACCAGAGCCGUCCAGGAAGCCGUAUUAGCCAAAGCGCAAAGCAAUAUCGUCCCAGAGGACGUGAAUUUAAUCGAGCGCACUUGCGCACAGUAUAGCCGCGCCAUCACCACCGUCGUCUAUCGCGGUUUCCGCUCCUUCUACCUAGACUUCCUCGCCGGCCGUGUCCGGGGCGUCCACGGAAUCUUAUAUCAGCUCACAUUCCAGCAGUCCGAGCCGCACGCGCUCGCUGUCCUCGGCGCCGCACAGGAAGGCGACGUUCCCAUGCUCAAGCUGCUUCUCUCACGAAGCCGCUUCGAUCCACCGCUGGGCCUCGUCGACACUUUCCUCGGCCCACUCAUUCUAGCGAUCCGCGGCGAACACAUGGACGCCGUAAAAUUCCUGCUCGCGAGAUGGGAUGCGCACGGCGAUGUGGACCGCCCCGAUGCGCCAAAUGCCGAAGGCGAUUGCCCAAUCCACUGUGCUGCUCGGAUCGGGAGCAUUCCUCUCGUACAACUCUUCCUAGCGCGGAUGGGCGGCAGGGCAGACUUGCUUGUCACCGUCCAGGCCUACCUGUCUCAACCGCUCUCGAACCAAGACACCACAAGGGCGUACCCUGGUAUGACACCGCUUGACGUCGCGGCGUCAGCGGGGAAGCUGGAUCUUGUGAAGUAUCUCGCCGCGAUACCGGGGGCGUGUAGGACGGGUGGUGGUGGGCUGGGCGCGUCUAGGAGGAGCACGAUAUACCACGCCGUGUGUAGCAAGAACAUCGAGGUCAUCGAGUUCCUCUUGGCGCAGCCCGAAACUGUCAUCACGGCGUCUAAUCCCCUUGAUAGCCCGCUUGUUUUAGCAACGAUAUUCGGCAGGACGGAUAUCGUCAAUAUCCUCGUGGAGAAAGGUCGAGUUAUCAGCGAGGUAGAACGUAUGGCUACCUACCACACCUGUCUACUCUCCGCCGUGAGCAGGGGCAGCGCCGCGCUAUUUGACUACUUCUUUUCGAAGAGGGGGAUCCCGCUUGAUGCGCGCCUCGGCGGCGAGGGUGACAACAUCUCGCUACUUACGAACGCAGUUAUAGCGGCGCAAGACGCGAUGUUCGAGCGGCUGGUGGCCUGCGACGAGAUUGGCGCCGAUGCCCGGCAGGACGCGCUACUUGUCGCGGCGAGAAUGGGCAAAGUGCAGAUGCUGCGAAUCCUGCUUGAUGCUGGGAAUCUGGGGCUCGAGUCGGUGCCGGAGUUUGGGCGCAAUGCCAUGUGGGCUGCUAGACGGCAUUCGGAUGUUGUUGAGAUGUUUAGGAGGUAUGGCAUUAUAGACGCUUCUGUUGAUAUAGGUAUAGACGAAUAA
Messenger RNA from Aspergillus calidoustus, 1587 nucleotides. The record is from the annotation of a GenBank genome assembly. NCBI's taxonomy places the organism in Eukaryota, Fungi, Ascomycota, Eurotiomycetes, Eurotiales, Aspergillaceae.